Molecule: messenger RNA, 543 nt
Organism: Malassezia vespertilionis
Lineage: Eukaryota; Fungi; Basidiomycota; Malasseziomycetes; Malasseziales; Malasseziaceae
Gene: NIP7
Product: ribosome biosynthesis protein nip7
Exons: 1
Coding region: 1-543 (180 amino acids)
Biological process (GO): ribosomal large subunit biogenesis; ribosome assembly
Cellular component (GO): nucleolus; preribosome, large subunit precursor; nucleus
Molecular function (GO): RNA binding
Source: RefSeq, a predicted model, not a curated record
AUGCGACCACUGACUGACGCGGAGACGACGACGCUGUUUGAAAAGCUUGCACACUACAUCGGCAAGAAUUUGGUGCAUCUUAUUGAUCGGCCCGACGAUCCACACGUUUUUCGCUUGCACCGCGACCGCGUGUACUAUUUAUCGGAGACGAAUAUGCGCCUCGCAAGCUCGAUUGCGCGCCCACAUCUCAUGUCCCUGGGCACCUGUUUUGGCAAAUUCAGCAAGACAGGCAAGUUCCGCAUCCAUAUUACUGCACUGGACUACCUAGUGCAGUACGCGCGUCACAAAGUUUGGAUCAAGCCUAAUGGUGAGAUGCCUUUCCUGUAUGGAAACCAUGUCGUGAAGGCGCACGUUGGCCGCAUUACCGAUGAUACCCCCGAGCAUGCUGGUGUAGCGGUCCUGAAUAUGAGUGGCGUCGGCUUGGGAUUCGGCGUCACCGCACGGUCGACGACAGAUACGCGCAAUAUGGACCCCACAAAUAUCAUCGUGUUCCACCAGGCGGAUGUGGGCGAAUACUUGCGCGACGAGGAUACACUGUUUUGA